UCUGCGGAAGCCGCUUUCUCUUCCUUGUGGGCCCAAACUAAGCAGGAAACCUCCAGGAAGAUGGUGUCUUUCAGAAGAGAUUUGGGGUGAUCCUGGCAAGAAUCAUGGCUUUGAGAGGACUGUGGCUCGUCAGCCACGAACAAGGAGCACAUGGCAGCCUGCUCUUCUCCAGGCGUUACCCUACUGUCGAAAGGCGAGCCAAGGUCUUCAAUGGAGCGAGUUAUGUCCCCGUCCCCGAAGACGGCCCUUUCCUCAAAGCGUUACUCUUUGAACUGAGGUUGGCGGACGGAGACCAACACUUUGUGGAGCGAAGGGACAGCUGUUCCCGGAUCAACAAGACCUCUGUGUAUGCUCUGCAAGCCGAAGGAGGAGACCUCUGGCCCGUGUUGGCUUUCCAGAAGAGCGGGUUGAUUUACGUGGCCCUCCCUUUGGUGGAGCAACCUACCACCCCUCCUCCGCCGCUUUUCAACAUCAGUGGCAUCUCUCAGGCUUUUGACCUCUUGUCCGGACUGCUGGCUUUCAUGAGCUCCGGCCAGAAAACCGAAGCGGAGAGGGCCACCAAAAUCAACCAGCUUCCCAACUUGCUCAUGCAAGCCUGUCCUUUGGGGACCCCACUCGACGCAAACUUGAACCCUACGUUGUUGGAGGGCGGCCCCUCCACUCCAAGUAGCCACCAUCAGAAGCCGCCGGCUUGGAGAACCGGCUCCUACAAGGGAAGGCCUCAUGUUAAUGUCUGUAUCACCGAAAAAGUCAAGUCGGUGCAGUACGACAAAAGGGACGUGGCUGACAUGUGGCAGGUUUACGGAACGGUAACUUGCAAGUGUGAUAUAGAAGGCACUGCUCCCAACGUGACGGUCGGCUUGAACCUCCCCGCCAAUGGCUCUCCUCUCCAGGACAUUUUGGUCCAUCCUUGCGUGACAUCCCUUGACUCGGCCGUCUUGACCUCCAGUAGUGUGGACAUCUUAGAUGACUCUGCUUUCAGCGGACCUUACAAAUUCCCUCUCAUCCCACCUCCUGACCUGUUCAACCUCUGCUUUUAUACUUCCCAGGUCCCUGUUCCUCCCAUUCUGGGAUUUUACCAGCUGAAAGAUGAAGAGUCGCAAUGGAAGUUCACCAUUCACCUGAAGCUGCACGAGAGCGUGAAAAAUGCUUUUGAAUUCUGCGAAGCCCGGGUCCCCUUUUUCAACAGGGGACCCAUCAUACACUUGGAAUACAAAGUCAGCUACGGCCAACUGGAGGUGUCGAAAGAGAAAAGCCUUCUGGUUUGGAUCAUCGGGCAAAAGUUUCCCAAAUCGUUGGAAGUUUCCCUCACUGGGACUAUUGCUUUUGGUCCAGCGAGCCAGGAGCAACCUGUUGAUCCUGUGUGUGCAGGAGGCACCGCCUAUGUCAAACUGUAUUUUAGGAUCCUGGAUUUCACGCUGACUGGAUGUUACACAGACCAGCAUUCCAUCCAGGUCUUUUCCUCAGGAAAGCCAAAGAUCAUCACAGCCCGAGAAGUGCUUUCCUCGGAUUACUACAUCUGGAAUUCCAAAGCUCCUGCACCAGUUGUGUACAGAACCUUACUUUUCUAAUUUUCCUUCAUUUUUGUACUAAGAAGGGGAAAAAAUCCUGAAAUAUUUUAACCAAUGCAUUUGCAAUCAGAAGCAGAAACAACCCAGUCAAUAAAAAUGUUUCCAUUGCUCUUUGAAA
Molecule: messenger RNA, 1689 nt
Organism: Anolis sagrei ordinatus
Lineage: Eukaryota; Metazoa; Chordata; Lepidosauria; Squamata; Anolidae
Gene: AP5M1
Product: adaptor related protein complex 5 subunit mu 1
Biological process (GO): endosomal transport
Cellular component (GO): AP-type membrane coat adaptor complex; late endosome; cytosol
Source: RefSeq, a predicted model, not a curated record